AUGGCAGAGAUUGUGAUCUCAAUCGUGUCAAAGGUUGCAGAAUACUUGGUGGGUCCGAUUUCACAUGGAGCUGCAUAUUUGUUCUGCUUUAAGCAAGUUAAUGAAGACUUCGAGAAAGCAAAACAAGAGCUGGAGACGAAACUAGAAGACGUGAAAAAGCGCAAGGAAGAAGCUGAUCGAAAAACUGAAGAAAUAAUGACAUCCGUGAAGACGUGGUUGGAUGAUGUGAAUGCAAUCCUAGAAGAGGUGCAAAAGCUGCAACAAGAGUUUGAAGGAGGACGAAACAAGUGUUUUAAUGUAUCACUAAGAUAUUCUUUAGCAAAGCAAAUGGAAAAUAAGGCUAAGCGCAUGAUAGAUCUCAAACAAAAUUCCAACUUUGAGCCAUUUUCCCAACUGACCCAACUUCCUGGCAUUAAAUACUUCUCUUCCAAAGGGUUUAUGGAUUUUGACUCAAGGAAAUCAAUUUAUGAUCGUCUUUUGGAGGCAAUUAUAAAUGGCAAAAACAAGAUGGUGGGACUAUAUGGUAUAGGGGGCUCAGGCAAAACAACUUUGGCAAAGCAAGUGAGCAAGAAAGUGGAUGAGUUGAAGCUUUUUGACAAGGUCAUCACGGUAGUCGUUUCUAAGCCCCCAAAUAUUCUGAACAUUCAACAAGAAACAGCAGAGCAAAUAGGCUUGCCAUUUCAAGAGGCAACUCAACUUAAUAGAGCACAAAGGCUGUCAGAGGGAUUGAAAAAUAAGAAGAUUCUUAUAAUCCUGGAUGAUGUGUGGAGCGAACUAUGUCUUGAAGAAAUUGGAAUUCCAUUAAAUGAAGGUUGUUGUGUAUUGUUGACCACUCGUCUUCGUGAUGUAUGUGUUUCUAUGGAUUGUGAAAGUAUUAUGGAAUUGUCUCUCUUAACGAAGGAAGAGUCAUGGGCAUUGUUCAAGAUGCGUGUUAAAACAACCAACGUCUCAAUGAAUGAGUUUGAUAGCAUUGGAAGGCAAAUUGUUGAUGAGUGUAAAGGUUUGCCUAUUGCGAUUGUGAUAGUUGGAAGCACAUUAAAAGGAAAGAGUAUUCAAGCGUGGAAGUCAACACUAAGGAGGCUACAACAUCCCCUAUCAUUGGAUAUUGAAGAUGAUUUGAAGACCCUUUAUGCAAUUCUUGAAGUAAGUUAUGAUAAUUUGCCGAGUUCACUAGCCAAGUCGCUCUUCAUAUUGUGUUCUAUGUUCCCUGAGGAUCAUGAAAUCCAUAAAGAGGAUUUAAUUCGUUUUGGCAAAGGGACUUUAAAGCUUGGUGACGAUAUUUAUACAAUAGGGGAUGCAAGGAAUAGGGUUGUAGCGAAUAUUGAGACAUUGUUAGAUUCUUGUUUGUUAAUGGAUACCAAUAAGCAGGAAUGUGUAAAAUUGCAUGAUGUGGUUCGAGAUGUAGCCUUACGGAUUGCGAAGAAGCAACAUCAAGAAGUUUUGGUGGAUAGCCAUUCAAUUUCGAACAUGCUGGUAAGCAACUGUCAAAGAGGAAAUGAUACGAAGGCACUCUCACUGUGGAAUUUGGAUGAGAAUUUCAAGGUCUCUAAUGAAUUGCGUUGUCCAUCACUUGAGAUUUUGCUACUUCAACCUAAUGGUUUCAUUGAAGAUAUUGGAGGAAUAAGAACACUUAAAGUGUUGGCACUCAUAGAAGAUGGCUUUCGAUGGGGAUUUUGGUCAUCAACUUUUUGCUCAAUCCCACAAUCAAUUGUAUUGUUAACAAAUCUUCAAACAUUAUGUCUUAGAGGGAAACAAUUGGGUGACAUCUCUUUUUUGGGUGAACUCAAAGGAUUGGAGAUUCUUGAUUUGCGUGGUUCUUUAUUUAAUGAAUUACCUGCUGAAAUUGCAGACAUGAAAAUGCUGAAACUCUUGGAUAUAUUUGGUUGUGAAAUUGAGAAAAGCCCUUUAGAAGUAAUUGGAAGAUGUGAGCAGCUUGAAGAAUUAUACUUCUGGGAGAAGAAAUCUGUCAUCCCUGAGAAUUUCUCUCUUUCAAGGUUGAAGAGGUAUGUCAUCUAUGAUUCCACAUGCAGAAUGAUUGAUGAAUAUAUGGGCAACUCUUUCCAAGAAUAUUUGGAUAGUUGUGAUGAAGCAUUAAGAGCUUUAUGCAUACAAGGCUUCAGAAUCUUUGCCCUGACUUCGUCAAUGAAGGAUCUCAUUUUUCGUGCAAACCACCUUUGGUUAGAUAAUUGUUCGUGGGAUCAUAAAGAUAUAAAUUUUAGGAUAAAGCACCUCGUGGUAUCAUUCUGUCAAGAGAGAAGAUUCAUCAUUGAGAACUCUGAUAUGAACACUCUUCAAACACAACAAAUGUUCUUAGACUUGAUCACUUUACGAUUGUUUGAAAUGAAUAGUCUUGAACAGGUGUUUCGAGCUUCAUCUAUCAGCUACUCUCUCCCCAUGUUACAAGAGCUGUCGAUACAAAGUUGUCCUGAGUUGAGAACGUGCAUCUUCCCCCAUGCCAUGGUUACGAGCUUGCCAAAGUUGAGGAAACUUGAGAUUGAGGGUUGCGACAAAGUGAAAUGGUUAUUCUGUUAUUCUUUGGCUUCUCAUUGUCCUUCCUUGGAGAAGAUAAUUAUAACCGAUUGCUUUAAGCUUGAGAGGCUCAUUGAUGAAGAAGCUGCACAUGGGGAUCCAUCACUUCAUGACAUGCAAUACUGUCAUCCACAUGGAAAGGAAACUGACAGUGCUUAUGUGGGCGUUACAGCAAAAAGAUUCAAUCAGUUGCAAAAUGAGCAAUCCUUGAUACUUUUUCUAAGGUUGAAAAGUCUACAAAUUAAAAGGAGUGGAAAAAAGAAAGGUAUAUUGGAAAUCCAAGUCAGAGGAAGAGUAGAAGAUGAUGAAGAAUCUAUUAAAGCCCAAGAACCUCUAAAGCUGGAUUCAGAGAUGAGUGAAUUAAAAUUAGAUGAUCUACCAGAAUUGGAAUAUAUUUGGAAGGGCCCCACCCAAAUUGUGAGCCUCCAUAGACUUGAAAAUGUUUUGUUGUGGAACUGCCCAAAACUAAAAAGUAUCUUCACUCUAGCUAUUGUUGCAAGCCUUCCAGAGUUGAGAACACUUGAAGUAUAUUGCUGUGAGGAAUGGGAGGGAAUAUUUUGUGAAGAAUCACUCAAAAACCUCUCUUCUUCUAAUAUUUGCUUCCCCAAACUUAAGCAGAUUGACAUAUAUGAUUGCAGCAGAGUGAGAUGGUUGUUAUCUUAUUCUCUUGCAUCUCAUUGUCCUUCACUAGAGAUUAUAUCCAUAGACCAUUGCUCUGAAUUUGAGAGGCUCAUUGAUGAAGAAGCUGCACAUGGGGAUCCACUACUUCAUGAUAUGCAAGAUCAUCCACAGCAACCUUUGAUCCGAAAUUGUUCUGAACUUGAGAGGCUUGCUGAAGAAGCAUCAUAUGGGGAUCGGCUACCACUUCUCAAACUGAAGCGCUUACGCUUGUUGUCAUUGCCGAAAUUGAGAGAGAUCUUCCCUCACAAACACGACAAUGACACAGUGAGGGUGGUAAAGUCAGAAUUGUGUGCUGUACAGUUAGGAGAUCUACCGGAAUUAGAAUAUAUUUGGAAAGAUCCCACACAAAUUUUGAGCUUCCAUAGACUUGAAUAUAUUGCACUGAGGAAAUGCCCAAGAUUAAGAAAUAUGUUCACUGUUGCUGUUGUUACAAGCCUUCGAAAGUUGAGGGAACUUGAUGUAAGAAGAUGCAAUGAAUGGGAGGGAAUAUUUUGUGAAGAGUCACUUAAGAAUCUGUCUACUACUUCCACUAGAAUAACUAUAGAGAAUUGCUAUGAACUGGAGGGGGUUGUUGAAGCUUAUGAAGGUGAAGUAGCUGCUCAUCAUCAAAGGCUGUUUCCUAAACUGAAUUAUUUGAAGCUCAGUGAUUUGCCAAAGUUGAGAGAGAUUUAUGAAGGUUAUGAAUUCAACCUCCUUUCUGGUACUAUAACAAUCAAAGAUUGUCCAAACAUAUCAAAAAUCUCAAAAAUCCCAUUAGAAGACAAACCCUCAUCAUCAGUUAAUUUGACCAGAUUGCUUAUGUGGGGUGCCAUAUGGUAUGACAACUCAUCCUCCCUCUCUUCCUCUCUUCCACAUCAUGGGAUAAGCUUGCGUUUUGAUAAGGGGAGGUUUGGAAUUGCCGUUGUGAUACUUGAGGCGGUGGGAGUUGUUUCGAGUAGCAAAGGAGGAGAGUACUCAGGGUCUCAAAUAGAUCUGACGAGCAUGUUGUGGGGAAAGGAAACUGACAGUGCUUAUGUGGGUGUUAUUGCAAAAAACUUCAAUCAGUUGCAAAAUCAGCAAUCCUUGAUCCUUUUUCUCAGGUUGAAAAGUCUACAAAUUGAAAGCAGUGGAAGAAAGAAAGGUAUAUUGGAAAUCCAAGUCAGAGAAAGAGUAGAAGAUGAUGAAGAAUCUAUUAAGGCACAAGAACCUCUAAAAUUGGAUUUAGAGUUGAGUGAAUUAAAAUUAGGUGGUCUACCAGAAUUGGAAUAUAUUUGGAAGGGUCCCACCCAAAUUGUGAGCCUUCAUAGACUUGAAAAUGUUUCAUUGGGGAGAUGCCCAAAAUUAAAAAAUAUCUUCACUCUUGCUAUUGUUGCAAGCCUUCCAGAGUUGAGAAGACUUGAAGUAGAUGAUUGCGAGGAAUGGGAGGGAAUAUUUUGUGAAGAAUCACUCAAAAACCUCUCUUCUUCUAAUAUUUGCUUCCCCAAACUUAAGGAGAUUGAGAUAUCUUAUUGCAACAAAAUGACAUGGUUGUUAUCUUAUUCUCUAGCAUCUCAUUGUCCUUCACUAGAGUACAUAUACAUAGACAGUUGCUAUGAAUUUGAGGGGCUUAUUGGUGAUAUGCAAGAUCAUCCACAGCAACCUUUGAUCCGAAAUUGUUCUCAACUUGAGAGGCUUGCUGAAGAAGCAUCAUAUGGGGAUCGGCUACCACUUCUCAAACUGAAGCGCUUACGCUUGUUGUCAUUGCCGAAAUUGAGAGAGAUCUUCCCUCACAAGCAGGGGAAUGACACAGUGAGGGUGGCAAAGUUAGAAUUGUGUUCGAUAGUGUUAGUUAAUCUACCGGAAUUAGAAUAUAUUUGGAAAGGCCCCACACAAAUUUUGAGCCUCCAUAGGCUUGAAUAUAUUAUACUGAGGGAAUGCCCAAGAUUAAGAAAUAUGUUCACUGUUGCUGUUGUUACAAGCCUUCCAGAGUUGAGGGAACUUGAAGUAGAUGAAUGCAACGAAUGGGAGAGAAUACUUUGUGAAGAGUCACUUAAGAAUCUGUCUACUUCUUCCACUGUUUGCUUCCCCAAACUUGAGACCAUUUUUAUAUCUCGUUGUCACAAAGUGAGAAGGGUGUUCCCAUAUUCUCUGCCAUCUCAUUGUGCUUCAUUGAAGAAAUUAUAUAUAUGGGAUUGCUGUCAACUGGAGGGAGUUGUUGAAGCUUACGAAGGUGAAGUAGCUGCUCAUCAUCAUCAAAGGCUGUUUCCUGAACUGAAUUAUUUGUAUCUCCAGAAUUUGCCAAAGUUGAGAGAGAUUUAUGAAGGUUAUGAAUUCAACCUCCUUUCUGGUACUAUAACAAUAGAAGAUUGUCCAAACAUAUCAAAAAUCUCAAAAAUCCCAUUAGAAGACAAGCCCUCAUCAUCAGGUUCGUAG
Molecule: messenger RNA, 5601 nt
Organism: Neltuma alba
Lineage: Eukaryota; Viridiplantae; Streptophyta; Magnoliopsida; Fabales; Fabaceae
Exons: 9
Coding region: 1-5601 (1866 amino acids)
Molecular function (GO): ADP binding; ATP hydrolysis activity
Source: RefSeq, a predicted model, not a curated record